Messenger RNA from Apis florea (little honeybee), 4497 nucleotides. RefSeq lists its product as uncharacterized. Lineage: Eukaryota; Metazoa; Arthropoda; Insecta; Hymenoptera; Apidae. The record is from RefSeq and is a predicted model, not a curated record.
AACAAAGUAUACGUGGAUACGACGAUCAUUUUUCAGCGGAGGUAUAUGCCGAAGGGAAUAGUGCUUCCCUUGAUAUCCGAAGAUAUCAAUAAUUAUACUAUAGAACGAAAAACUUAAGAUUUGACGCGCGUGCAAGUAGCGCGCGAUCUCGAGAGAGUAGAAACCAUUAAUCGUCUUCCCAUCUUUCGCAGGUCUUUUCAGACGAGCUAUUCUCAUGUCCGGAUCAGCGUUGAGCGCCGAUGCUAUCGGGAAAGCACCGUUGCAGAUCACCAAACAGGUGGCGCACGCCCUUCACUGCCCCACCACCACUGACAGCGAUCUGGCAAUAUGUUUGCGCGGCCAAGACGUGGACACUUUGCUGAACGUGAAGAUUCAUAAACCGAAUUACGUCCCCGCAUUCGCUCCGUUGAUCGACAAUGCGGUCAUUCCGGACAAGCCUUACAAUUUGAUGAAAAAUCCUCAGAUGUUCGACAGGUUCGAUCUGAUGUACGGAGUGACGGAGUCGGAGAAGUAUCACUUGUUGUCACCGGUGGAUCUGAUGCACGGGAUGUCAGAAGGUCAGAGGGACGCGGUCCUGAAGGAGCACGCCAAGGCGACGCACGAGCUUGAAGCGGAAUUAAUCCUGUCCAAGAUUCUGGAACAAUACGGCGAUUUCUCGCCAGGAUUCGAGGGGGAGUACAUGCUGAAGAAUCGCGAUCUCGUGCUCGAGGCUCUAUCCGACAGCGGCACAGUCGCCCCCUUAAUAAUGGCCGCCAACUUGCACUCGAGGGCGAAUCCAAACAGCUACAUGUACGUCUUCGCGCAUCCCAAAGCGACGCAGGAGUACUCCGGCCAACAACGUAAGUACACCGUGCACAGCGAGGAGUUGCCGUAUUUGCUGGGCGCGCCUCUUGACGGGACGCGCGGCCGAUACGAUAUCGGCGAAACGCUCUUCUCCGAGGCUAUAAUGAACUGGUGGUGCAGCUUCGCCUACAUAGGGAACCCAAACGUGAAAGCAAUCUCAAAGCGAUAUCCGUACAUGAGGAAUGGACUGAAGGAAUUGAGCCAGUACGACGUCGAUUGGCCCGAGUACGAUCCUCAGAAUCAGAGGUACCUCAAUCUUACGAUUCCACCGGGCACGGGUAUGCAGUACCGACUUGCUGAAAUGCAAUUCUGGAACGAGCAUCUACCCAAAAUGCUUCUUCAUCCUGGCAAAGACAUACCGUUGCCGAUCCGACCGAAAGGGCCGAGACCGCAAAUUCUCGACAUCGCUGAUGGGAUUGGAAAGUACGCGAAUGCGAGCAGGGAUUAUGACACAUACGGUUCCAGAUUCAAGGAGGGGACGACGGAGGAGAGAUCGACGACGACGACGAGCGCCGAGAUCGCUACCUCCCCCCAAUCGUUUGAGGAAGAAGCGAUUCCGCAGCCAAGCGCGCCAAAGAGUUCUUCCGUGAUCGCUAUGCUGACUGGUUUCGGCGUGUUAUUCUUGAUGAUCAACUUCACGGCCUGCCUCUACCUGUAUUGCAAGAAGCAAGAGACGAAGAUGAAGGGGGGCGGGGUGAAGAGGCGGGCCAGCCAGAAGGAAGGGAAAUCGGACAAGUACGAGAACCAUUACGGGGAGCUCGGUUACAAAAGCGACAGUAAACCGGAUCUGAACGACGUGAUAAAGAACGACAAGGCGUACGACAACAACUCGAACUUUGGCAGACGCUCGAAAUUGUCCAGGCAGAGUUCCGGCUCUACCAUAGACACCCACAUCAAGGUUAGGGAAUGGAUACAACAGGAGAUAGUGCACAGGUGUUCCCCCAGGUUUCUCAGGAAGACGCGCGAAACGUUGCAAAAGGAGCAUCAGGACAAAUUGACGAAGCAGCAACGAGAAGAAGAAGAAGUGGAGAAGAAAAGGUUGGAGGAGAAGCUGUCGAAGGAGAGGAAAGAGGAGGCGCGAUACGAUAAAGAUCCGACGCUGAUCGUGCGUCCUGGCAAGAAAUCAAAGGUCCCGAAGGUAUCGGUUGCCAUCGACGCCACACCCGCGGCCAGAACGGAAUCGAUCCUCAACCAGAUGCCUAUCGAAUUGGCGAAGGGCGUCGAACCGGGCGUCGACUCGUUCAACAAGAGUAUCGAUUAUCCGAUGAUGAUCGAUCCUAGCCAGUUGCAAACAGCUCCUCAGGUGGUUGUCAUAGAGCACCAUCACUCGAAAAGCGAUCCGUUACCGAUGGAAAACGUGUUGAAGAGCGUGAAACCGAAUUUCUCCACGCCGAGGAUUUACGAGUCCGAUUCGGGGAGCACGAGCAGCCUCUACGCCAAGAUCAACCCCAAGUUGAAAUCCCGCUUGCCCCGCCCCGGUGAAUUGCCCGUGAAUCGCGACGGUGGGUCGGCGAUAGAUCAGGGCGAGGAUAUUUACAUGAAAAUGGGGCCCAAGUUGACCACGUUCGGUGCGAACGGUCCGCUCGCCGACACUUGCGAUAUAAACGUAACCUGCAGGGAGCCGUCUCCGGAGAAGAGGGAAUGCGCGAGCCCGGAAGAAGCCCUGAGGACCAUCAAGAGGAGAAACUAUCCCAAAGUUCUGCCAGACAUCGAGAAAAGGCGAUCCCUCCCGGCGCCCGGCAGCUUGUUCGCGUCCAAGCAGGGCGCAGGUUCGUUGAAGGAUUACAGGAGCGGAUUCCACUCGUCCCAUCAACCCCCUCAACCCCCGCCGAGGACGUUCGGCCCGUCCAAGAGCUUGGAGUUCGCCGAGGAGAGCGAGAAUCAAUCCGAGACAGAGACGAUCGUCACUAAUCUUCACGUUGGCCCGUUGCUCAGAAGGCAGGAUUAUACGGCGAAGAACAACUCCGAUCCUAGUAUCAUCGACUCCUUGGACGAGAGGAUGGACAACAGAUCCAGGGUGCAGAGCGGUGGCGGUAGCGUGGACACGAUUUAUUCGGGCAACGCGGGUCACGAGAUCGGGCAACCGAUUUUCCAGAGCGUGGGCAAGGACAUAGGGAAUCCGAUCGCCUUGUUGCAGGCGGGUAUCGGUAAUCCUAACUGGUACAAAUCGACUCCGACGGGGAACGGGGAUAUCUGUAUAGGGGCGGCAUCCUCGGAGCCCAGGAUCACUAUCAGGGAGGUGGACAAACAGCCUCAAUUCGGUGGCUCGAACUGGGACACAAGGAUCGAGCCGAGAAUCGUGAUCACGCCUAGGGUCGGCAAUCUUCUGGGACAAAAUCAAAGCUCGAGUCGGACGGUGAUGAACCUGUCGUCGGGCACCGAUUCCGACGAGAGACUCGACGGAGAGAUCAAACCUGCCGCCCCUAUCUACGAAUCGAAUCAAUCGGCCGCUACGCCGAGCACCUCGAUCGAGCAAUCGGAUCCCUCGUGCUCCUCUCCCGAUUCCGGAUUGCCGAGCGUGCAGGCCGGCCAAGAGCCGCGGAAGGAACCGCGAAUAAUAAUCACGGCCAGGGACACGAAGGGCUCCUCUAGUUUGAAACAACCGAAGAUCAUCAUCAAGCCUACGUCAUCGAGCUUGCAGAGGAGCAGGGAUCACAGGAAUAUUCCGAAGGUGUCGGCCAUUCCAUCCCCGGAGCAGAGCUGUCAGAGUUGUGUAGACAAGUCGGGCGAGCAGAGGGAAAAGCCGCCGUUGAAGGAGAAACCGAAGAUCACUAGGAUCCCCUCGUUCUCGAGGCGCGUGGACGAGGCCUCGGGCGGAACUGAGAGGGCGGCCGUCCCCUCGUACCCCGAGAAGGCGGAAAUCGUGCACAGGGUGGAGGCGGUGGCCAGCGGCAAAGUGGUGAACGUGACCGUGGCUUGCGACGGGAGGUCGAGCAUUCCUACGUUGCAACGGAAGGAGGGUGAAAAGUGUUCGAGCAUCGAGACGGGGGCCGGGGCGUUGAACACGGCCACGAUCAAAAAGAACCGGCGGGCAAAAAGUAGGAAGUAUCCGUCGCGCGCUUCUUCCACCAUUGUUCAACUUCGGACCGUUACUUUCGGCUGAGUAGUUUUCUAUGUUUGAAAUCAACUAUUCGGUUGUCCACUUGACGCUACUUAAUCCUUUGCCAAUGGACGAUGCGGCGAGGAGAGGGAAAGUAAUUGGUUCCUUUUUUUUUUCUUUUUUUUUUUUUCUUUUGCCUGUCUGGGGAAAUUUGGGAAAAGGAUAAAACGAUACACGGAUAUAUAUAUAUAUAUAUAUCUUAUUAGGGACCACGAAAUUGAAAUCCGAAGCAGUGUACGAUACUCGAUACGAAGAUCGUGAUAAGAUGAUGAGAUCGAAGCGUGUUAAUUUCUUAACGAUUUUUAUUGUUUUUAAAUAUUAUUAUUCGUAGUAGAUGUAAUUUUUCUUUUUGUACCAUAUUCGGGAAUAUUUGCAAUGAUUAAAACGAAGUCAAAUAAUAAACUCUUUGAAAUAACGUUUUUUUAACCUUUAGUCGUGUAUAAUCGUCGUGCACGGUAUUAAUUUUAUACAAACGAUAUGCCUAAAUUAAACGAUAUCUACGCUACGUUGAAUAAAACGAUCUGUUAUUAUUCAACACCGUAUUUAUUCACAUA